AUGGAGCCCCGCAAAACCCCUCCGGAGUACUUCCUGGAGAUCUUUGCCGACACCACCACCGUGCGCGAUGUCCUCAAAGGCGUUCUAAACCUCAUCUUCUUCCACCGCUACUUCCCUUCCAUCCGGCCCGUUACCUUCGACGUCCUGGACUUUACCCUCCCCGCAAUCAAUGACGCAGAUCUUGAGACGCUCAUCGAGUCCCGUGUGAGCGCCCUUGUUCGCCAACACCUCUCCUCUGCUGCGGGGGCGCAGGACGGGAAUGGGGGUGGUGGGGGCGGGGGUGUCCGAGGUCGCAUUGCCGUGGAGUUCUAUGAGAAGAAGCGGCGGCGUUCGGGCAUGUGGUUUGGUGGGCUUGCUGGAAAGGGCGAGGAGGAGGUUUGCUGGGAGAUCUGGACGUUGGAUGUUACCAUUGCGACGCCACGGACUGAGUCUGAACGAGCCAAAGUCCGUAAGGCCAUGGGAAAUAUGCUCCAGAAAGCCGCGCUCAAGAUCCUGAAUGUCGUCAACAGAGACAAAGAUCACAUCCCACCCAUCACAACCAGCGACUCAAAUCCUUUCCCCUAUCGAAUCGUCGUCAAUCCCCGAACGGACGGUUGGGGAGCCAUGCGCCGCCUGUACUGA
Messenger RNA from Penicillium argentinense, 621 nucleotides. RefSeq names its product autophagy-related protein 101. The transcript is spliced from 3 exons. Gene Ontology annotation, biological process: autophagy; autophagosome assembly. The record is from RefSeq and is a predicted model, not a curated record. The coding region runs from base 1 to 621 and encodes 206 amino acids. Gene Ontology annotation, cellular component: phagophore assembly site. Lineage: Eukaryota; Fungi; Ascomycota; Eurotiomycetes; Eurotiales; Aspergillaceae.